CGCCGAUCUCAACGCUGUGUCCGCCAACGCCGCCGCCGCCGCCGUCUCGAUGCCUCCUUCAUCAGCGGCGUUGAUUAAAAUCAUUCCGCAGUAGCCGCUCGCGAGCCAGAUCGCGUUUUUCUAUGUAGGCCGCCCGGGAGCGAGCAGGCUGUCUAUCCCGGUUUGAGGCCAGAGACCAUGGGCUGGACGGUGAGCAGCGGGGCCCUGGUGUGGUGGUGCAUCGCAGCGUUGCUCUGCUACGCUGGUCUGCCACAAAAGGGAUUUUGCAGCGCCAGCACAGUAGCUCUUCCCGAAAGCCUGCUCUUCGUGUCCACGUUGGACGGAAACCUGCACGCCGUUAGCAAGAAAUCCGGCUCCAUCAAAUGGACUCUGAAAGAAGAUCCAGUUCUUCAGGUCCCUACGCACGUCGCAGAGCCAGCUUUUCUACCUGACCCCAACGACGGAAGCCUGUACUCUCUGGGAGGGAAAAACAGCGAAGGCCUCACAAAAUUACCGUUCACUAUCCCCGAGUUGGUCCAAGCCUCCCCCUGUCGCAGCUCUGAUGGAAUCCUUUACAUGGGUAAGAAGCAGGACCUGUGGUACGUGGUGGACCUGUUGACUGGUGAAAAACAGCAGACUCUGACCUCGUCCUUCGCGGAGAUGGUCUGUCCGUCUUCAUCUCUUCUGUAUCUGGGGCGCACGGAGUACACCAUCACCAUGUAUGACACCAAGAGCAGGGAGCUGCGCUGGAACGCCACCUAUUCUGACUACGCCUCGACCCUCCCCGACGACGACACCAAAUACAAGGUGGCUCACUUCGUGUCCAACGGCGACGGCCUCGUGGUGACCGUGGACAGCGACUCCGGGGACGUCCAGUGGGUCCAGAACUACAACUCGCCGGUGGUUGCCAUGUACAUCUGGCAGCGCGAGGGCCUCCGCAAAGUCCCCCACACCAACGUGGCCGUGGAAACGCUGCGUUACCUCACCUUCAUGUCCGGAGAGGUCGGCCGCAUCACCCAGUGGAAGUACCCCUUCCCCAAGGAGAAGAAGCCCAAGAAUAAAUUCAUGGCCACGUUGUACGUGGGGAAAUACUCCACCAGCCUGUAUGCGUCUCCCUCUCUGGUGCACGACGGAGUCACUGUGGUGCCUCGCGGCAGCACCUUCCCCAUGCUGGAAGGUCCUGACAGUCAGGAAACGGGCGAGGACAAGGAGUGUGUCAUCACGCCGAGCACCAGUGUGAAGUUCAACGCCGCGCUCCGCGAACGAAACCGGAUCAACUUCAUGAGGAACUACCUGCUCCUAAUAGGUCAUCAUGAGACUCCCCCUGAAGCUCACACCAAGAUCCUGGAAAAGUUCCCCGACAGCUUCCCUCGCAAUCAAGGCAACGUCAUCCCACCUACGACUGACAACAAGGGAGACGAGAAGGUCAACGACAGCGGCAUGGACGAUGGCCCAGCCUCGGCUGUGCCCGAAACAUCGAUCCAAGAACCCGGGACCAGCGGCCGCACUGCGCGCCCGGAGGCCCCCGUGGACUCGAUGCUCAAAGACAUGGCCACCAUCAUCUUCUCCACGUUCCUGCUGGCUGGCUGGGUGGCCUUUGUCAUUACCUACCCAAAAAGUGUGCACAAGCAGCAGCAGCUGCAGCACCAGGAGUUCCAGAGGCAGAUGGAGGAGAGGCUGGAGCUGCUCCAGAGGCAGCAGCCCUUCCCCCCCUCGGACGUGGGCCUGGGCCUGGGCCUGGGCCUGGGCCUGGCUCCGGACAGCGACUACCUGGAGGUGGCUCGCGCUCGCUCCGAUUGCUCGGACCACAGCAGCCCCAACGUCACCCCCCGCGCCUCCAACCACUCCAACAUGUCCGUGUCCGAGCUGGGCAGCUCGGCCAACGAGCACGAAGACGGAGAUGAUGACUGCAGUACUGUCAGAGUGGGCAACAUAACUUUUAACCCCAAAGAGGUCUUGGGACAUGGUGCCGAGGGGACUAUCGUGUACAAGGGUCAGUUUGACAACCGUCCGGUGGCAGUGAAGAGAAUCCUCCCAGAAUGCUUCAGCUUUGCAGACCGAGAAGUUCAGCUGCUGCGGGAGUCUGAUGAGCACCCCAAUGUCAUCCGAUACUUCUGCACUGAGAGGGACCGGCAGUUCCAGUACAUCGCCAUUGAGCUGUGUGCUGCCUCGCUUCAGGAGUAUGUAGAGAAAAAGGAUUUCGACCGACAUGGACUCGAGCCUGUUGCCCUUCUUCAGCAGACCAUGUCAGGACUUGCCCAUCUGCAUUCUCUCAAGAUUGUCCACAGAGACCUGAAACCACACAACAUUCUGGUAUCCAUGCCCAACGCACACGGCCGCGUCCGGGCCAUGAUCUCAGACUUCGGUUUGUGUAAGAAGCUAGCAGUGGGUCGCCACAGUUUCAGCAGGAGGUCCGGAGUGCCGGGCACCGAGGGCUGGAUUGCACCAGAGGUUCUCAGUGAGGACAGCAAAGACAACCCGACGUGCGCGGUUGACAUCUUCUCUGCGGGCUGUGUCUUCUACUAUGUGGUGUCCCAGGGAAGCCACCCUUUUGGCAAGUCUCUGCAGAGGCAGGCUAACAUCCUACUGGGCACGUACAGCCUCAGCCAUCUGCUCAGUGACAAACACGGAGACAUCGUUGCCAAGGAUCUUAUUGAGCAGAUGUUGAGCAUGGAUCCCCACGGGAGGCCCUCAGCUGAAAGUGUCCUCAAACACCCUUUCUUCUGGAGCCUGGAGAAAGAGCUGCAGUUCUUUCAGGACGUGAGCGACAGGAUAGAAAAGGAACCGCUGGACGGACCAAUCGUGAGGAAUCUGGAGAGAGGAGGGAGGGCUGUUGUCAAGAGUGACUGGAGAGAACACAUCACAGUACCGUUGCAGACAGAUCUGCGUAAAUUUCGUUCCUAUAAGGGAGGCUCAGUCAGAGACCUGCUGCGUGCGAUGAGAAACAAGAAACACCAUUAUCGGGAGUUGCCAGCGGAGGUACAGGAGACUCUGGGCUCCAUCCCUGAUGACUUUGUCUCCUACUUCACGUCCCGCUUUCCCCACCUGUUGAUGCACACCUACUUGGCCAUGCGGACCUGUGCACCCGAGAGGCCUUUCCUGCCUUACUACUCUGCUGCAGAGCAGCUCGCGAAAACAAACGCGCCCCACGGCCCGCAAAGACAGAGCGAGCCAUGCGCUCAGCAGCCGCCAACGCACACCUCACUACCUUCCUCGCAACCCCAGGAGCCCACACACCCGCCUCCGGCCGCGGGCGCGUCGCACACGGCACCCGCACAGCCAGCGCCCUCAUCGCCAGAAGAAGAGCCCGGGCCUUCACACCCUCAGCUUGAGACGUUACGGCCAGCAGAGCCAGCACAAUCCACACAGACUGAGGCGCACAGCCAAACGGCGAGCCUCGCGUCGGCCUCGGAGUCGCCCACGGUUCCCCUCAGGCAGCAAGAACCCAGUCGGCCUGAGAUGCCCUCGCUGACGGAUCAUCCCACGCUGGGAAAUGGACCGGUGUGAGCCGGUCCAGCGUCACGUUGACCCAGCACAGGCAGGAGCAUUGUCUUAAAGUGUGGAAAACGGAGCAGGAAUUGGGUGCCGUGCUGUGAGCUGGUUGAGGACCGGGCCUGCAGUGCCUUGGAUCUGAUGCCAGCGCCAGUAGCUGCACCCUGAAUUAAGUGCCUUCUGCUGACAAAGUGUCAAAAUGAUCCCCCAACGAGUCCACACAUCUGUUUCUUUUAAGAGAAAGUCAGAUAACCAACGGGGCUUCUGUACUGACGUUUUAUUGUCGUUGAACCGAGCAAAGAGAAUUUUUUUUUUUUUUUUUUUUUUUUUUUUUAAUCUUAUUAUCACGUCCAAAAAACGAUCUGGUCUCUCUUUUGUGGAACAUGUCCAGAUGUUGUUGAACUCUUGGGAAGUUUUAUUGUGCAAUGUUAUGUAUUUCUCAGUGAGCCUGGUCACUGCACAGAUAACUGUUUGUAUAUUUUUGUAUAAACUGAUUCAGAAUUUGCAUCAUCGAUGUUUAAAUCACUUCGCGCGGCCGCUGUGCCUUUUAAGAAAAAAAGAAAAAAAAUAUAUAUCACUGUGCAUUAUGUGUACGAAUCUUUAAAAAAAAAUUGACUAUGCUAAAUGUGCUUAAUUCCAGUUAAUGCUGCUAGACCGCUUCUCUUUUGUCAAUCAAGACUAUUGCGCUGACUCGGCAAGAGUGGAACCGUUCCAAAGCGUGUUCAGGGUCUGAAUACGGUCAGUAAUUUAAUCCUCGUGUUUAUGUCGUGAAAUACGAGCCUAGAAGUCGAAGUCAAAGUGAAGUUAAUGACUUGCACAUUAAAUUCUAUUUUUUUUUAUACUAA
Molecule: messenger RNA, 4316 nt
Organism: Mugil cephalus (flathead mullet)
Lineage: Eukaryota; Metazoa; Chordata; Actinopteri; Mugiliformes; Mugilidae
Product: serine/threonine-protein kinase/endoribonuclease IRE1-like
Exons: 22
Coding region: 178-3486 (1102 amino acids)
Biological process (GO): protein phosphorylation; mRNA processing; IRE1-mediated unfolded protein response
Cellular component (GO): IRE1-TRAF2-ASK1 complex
Molecular function (GO): RNA endonuclease activity; protein serine/threonine kinase activity; ATP binding
Source: RefSeq, a predicted model, not a curated record